CUUCCAUUCCAUUAACAAAAAAAAAAAAACGCCUCCCCUCCUUCCUUCACCACUCCUCCAACCCCACUCCCUUUCCGAUUCCCCCACCCGCCGCCGCUCGCCGGUAAAGUCCCCCACCGCCGCCGCCUUCUUGAUUUCCCGUUCUCCAAUUUUCAGCAUCUUCUUCAUCUUGUUCGCCAGCCAUGUUCAAUUUCGGAGACGAGUUGACGCUCCAGAGCUCCAGGAUUCCAUGGCUAAUCUGGAUUCAGAUUCUGGUCCUUGCCCUCAUCAUCUUCCUAUUCUACUGCUUCAGCUUCUCCACCGACGAUGCCUCCCUAUCAUCCUCCUCCUCCGCCGGGCCCGCCUCCGCCGAUUCCCCUUCCUCCAGCUACCGCCGAGAUCCCGACGUUAUGAAAAAGAUCGCGAAGCACGGCGGCGAUGUUCCGACGACAGUCGCCGAUUACGUCCGUCAAUGUCAGGUGACUAGGAGCCAGAGCAUAAAAGGAGAGGUAGCAAUGCCGGCGACCACAGGGAGAAGAAUAGUGAGGGAAGAAGCCACAGAGGGGGAUGCGGUUACUAACUACCAUCCCUGCAACUACAUCAGGCUCGCUAAGCUGGUAUUCCUCAAAUGCUUUGGCCUCGACUGCGAACUCGAGCGAUCUUCGAGCUCCGAGAAGAAGAAGCGGAGAUGACAGUUUUAGUUAGGCACUGAAACUGCGGUUUUUCUCCAAUUUCGUCUGUCUAGAUUCAGUCCUGUAUGUAUGUAUGUUUUGAGGUUAAGCUCGGAGGGCUUGCGGAAGCACAGGAAGGUCUCUACUCUCUACUGGAAGUCUGUAGAUGAAGCAAAUAUGAGGUUGAUGGACAUGGAUGAAGAAGGGCCAUUACAAUACAUGGGGAAGGAUUCAAGCAAAGGUGGACUGACUUGACUUCAAAGGCCUCUCUUUGACUGUUGUGAAAACGCUUGAGAUGUUAGGUCUUUGUGAAGGAAGGAUGCCCUGAUUUAUGUGCAAAGUCCAAAUUUGUAAAUAUUUUGAUCAAUUUAAUUCUAUGGCCAACACGAGAUGUAAAUCCUAGCAUUUACAAGUAUACAUCAUUGGUUAGUGAAUAUUGCAACAACAAAAGAAUGGAUGAAGCUUAGCAGUUAUUUGAUGAUAUGUUUGAGAAGGUUUUGACUCCUUUUACGGUUCGACAAAGUUUAGAGGCUAUUCAAUUCUACGUUCAGUAAUGGAUGCAAGGCUAGUGUUUCCAGUCAUAACUAGGGGAUGGCAAUGGGUUGGGUUGGGGCGGGUUUUGUCAAACCCAAACUCAUGGGUUUAUCCGCCAAAAAAACCCGAGGUAAAACCCGUUGGGUUUGAAAAACUCAAACCCAACCCGCUGGGUAUCCGCGGGUUCAUGAGUACCCGUGGGUUUUUGUGGUAAAAAUUUACAAUAACAAGUUUCUUUCAAAAUAAAAGUUUAACAUCAAU
This is a messenger RNA of Linum trigynum, 1445 nucleotides long. NCBI's taxonomy places the organism in Eukaryota, Viridiplantae, Streptophyta, Magnoliopsida, Malpighiales, Linaceae. The record is from the annotation of a GenBank genome assembly.